AUGGGCGACGCAAGCACCAGAGGGACUCAAAUGGGCUCGCGACCAGUCCGGGUCGCGAACUGUUCGGGAGCAAGAGGAGAUCCAGGCUAUCAAAUGCGGCGUCAGGCCACUGAAGGAGAUGUAGACUUCAUCACCGGCGAUUACCUGGCUGAAAUGAAUCUUGCCGAAAACGCAGAGAAGAUGAAUCAAGGCAAACAUGACGGGUGGGAGCCAACGGCCUGGGACGGUCUUCAGCAGACGCUCGAUGUCCUAGACCGGAAGAGGAUCAAGGUCAUCAUCAACGGUGGUUCCUUGAAUCCUAGCGGACUUGCCCGGAAAUGCCAGGAUCUAGUGAAGCAGAAGGGCUACAGCCUUAAAGUGGCCUACGUGUACGGCGACGACCUCCUCGCCGAGGUCAAGAGCGGCCUCGAGAAGACUGGAACUCUGCCCAAGCAUCUCGACUCGGAAAACGACAAAAUCUCUCUUGCCGAGAAUGCCACGGCGUUGCUCGACACUCGAGGCAAACCGAUAGUGUCUGCAAAUGCCUAUCUGGGUGCUCGAGCUAUCGUCAAAGCCCUGGAGCUCGGUGCGGACAUCAUCAUCUGCGGGCGCGUAGCCGAUGCUUCUCCGGUGAUCGGAGCCGCAUGGUACUGGCAUCGGUGGUGCGACACCAGCUACGACCAGCUGGCUGGAGCCCUCAUUGCUGGCCAUCUUAUUGAAUGCUCGGCGUAUGUGACCGGCUCGAAUUUCUCCGGGUUUGACGAGUAUCCGCUGGAGACAUUUAUUGAUCUGCCGUUUGGUAUUGCAGAGAUUGCUGAGGAUGGAACGUCUGUCGUUACCAAGCAUGAAAACACGAAGGGAUUGGUCAACGUUGACAAUGUCAGAUGCCAGUUUCUGUAUGAGCUGCAAGGCAGUGUAUACCUCAACUCUGACGUUACCGCUCAUGUCGAAGACAUACGGAUCGAAGAGGUUGGCAAGGAUCGAGUCCGCCUUUCCAACGUCAGGGGUUCCCCACCGCCCCCGACGACAAAAUUGGCCAUUUUUUACCACGGUGGGUUUGAGAGUCAAUUAUUGUUCAAUGCCACCGGAUACGCGACGGCCAAAAAAUGGGAGUUGAUGGAAAUGCAGUUCCGGUAUUUCUUACAAAAGAAGGGCAUCUGGGACAAGCUGCAGCUUUUCGACUUUCAGGUACUGGGAACUCCAGCAUCAAACCCGCGAACCCAGUUCAGCAGCACCACAUAUGCCCGAGUGUUGGCACAGGCAGACUCUGAAGGCUUGUUGUUCGCCCUGGUUCAAACAUUCUCCGAGUUUGCCAUGCAGCACUUCUCGGGCUUCCACCUGUCGCUGGACAUGAGAACUGCGCUUCCACGUUCGUAUCUGGCCUAUUAUCCCGCACUGUACCCUCAAGACUCGCUGGACGAAGGCGUGGCAAUUCUAGAUGCGGAAGGAAAUAUAGUCAGCACCGCCGAAGCGGGACACCCAUCGCAAUACUCAACGCUCACCCCACGAGCCAACUAUGAAACGGAGCAGGCCGUCGACGUUUCCACCUUUGGACCGACAAUCUCAGCACGACUAGGAGACGUUGUUCUCGCAAGGUCCGGCGACAAAGGUGCAAACAUCAACAUUGGAUUGUUCGUUCGAAAACCCAACCAUUACCCCUGGUUGCAGGCUUUUUUGACUCGUGCGCGGAUGCAGACUCUGAUGGGUGACGACUGGAGGGAUGACUAUUAUAUUGAGAGAAUGGAAUUUCAGAAUUUGUUGGCUGUUCAUUUUGUCAUUUACGGUCCCCUGGGGAGGGGAGUGAGCAGCUGUCGGUUGUUGGAUGCGUUGGGCAAAGGAUUUGCGGAUUAUAUUCGAGACAAGGUGGUUGAGAUUCCCGUAAGCUUUCUGGCCGAGGUUGAAUCCUCCAGGCUGUAG
This is a messenger RNA of Exophiala spinifera, 1896 nucleotides long. RefSeq lists its product as uncharacterized. NCBI's taxonomy places the organism in Eukaryota, Fungi, Ascomycota, Eurotiomycetes, Chaetothyriales, Herpotrichiellaceae. The record is from RefSeq and is a predicted model, not a curated record. The transcript has a single exon. Bases 1 to 1896 code for a protein of 631 amino acids.